AUGGCGAGCGUGCUAAGAGGCCCGUUACCUGCAACACUGUGGAGCUGUACCAUGUUUAUUUCCGUCAUGUUACAGUACCAAAGGGGUUGUGGCGAUGUGUCUAUUCCUGAAGACAGAUCAGGCAAUAAUGGCAGCGGAGGUGGAAGUGGAGGCCAGUGUGGGCAGCGAGUACCCAGCACAUUACAAAGUCAUGAUGGACAAACUUAACGAACAGCGACAGCUGGAUCAGUUUACAGAUAUUACCUUGAUAGUGGAUGGACACCAGUUCAGAGCCCAUAAAGCAGUGCUGGCAGCAUGCAGUCAAUUUUUUCACAAGUUUUUUCAGGAUUUUACCCAAGAGCCACUGGUAGAGAUAGAAGGUGUGAGCAACACUGCCUUUCGUCAGCUGAUGGAGUUCACAUACACAGCCACACUAGCUGUAGCUGGUGAAGAAGAGGCAUAUGAUGUCUGGAAAGCAGCUGAGUAUUUACAGAUGCAGGAAGCCAUCAAAGCGCUCAACAAUAAACUGAACGAAAGCUCUUCAUUGACAGCAAGGAGCAAAGGAAAAAAGAGGAAAAUUGCUGAGACAUCGAAUGUGAUUACAGAAACUCUACCCUCAGUGGAAGGGGAGCAGGUGCAGAUUGAAGUUAUAGGUGAAGGGCCCAUUGAGGUGGAGGAGUCGGGGCUGGAGGAAGUGGUUGACGCGGCAAAGAAUGCUCAAGCGGCAUCAGAUGAUUCUGCUUUGGCUCUUCUUGCUGACAUAACUAGCAAAUACCAGCAAGGGCAACCAACAAUACAGGUGAUCAAGAAAGGAGGAAUAGAAGAGCAUGAGGUUGUGUAUCAUGAGGAAACGGUGACUGCCUCCAAGGUGCUGGAGAAUGUCGAGAUUGUCGAGGUCCAGAUUUCUCAAGCAGACAACAUGUUCCGUUGCAACAAGUGUGACCGCAGCUUCAAGCUGUACUACCAUCUUAAACAGCACUUGAAAACACACCUGGGCUCGCUGGAGAAGCCCCACGUGUGUAACCACUGUGGUAAAGCUUACACACGAGAGGGUGCCUUGAAGCAGCACAUCAGCACAUUUCACUUUGAUGCCGAGGAACUGUCUCGAAACCAGAAACCCCAAAAGAAAGUGCAUGUUUGUGAAUACUGCAAGAAGCACUUUGACCACUUCGGACACUUUAAGGAGCACUUGCGAAAGCACACAGGCGAAAAACCUUAUGAGUGUCCAGAUUGUCAUGAGCGAUUUGCACGGAAUAGCACACUGAAGUGCCAUAUGGCAGCCUGUCAGAAUGGGGCGGGAGCCAAGAAGGGACGGAAGAAACUCUAUGAGUGCCAGGUCUGCAGUAGUGUGUUCAACAGCUGGGACCAGUUCAAAGACCACCUUGUGAGCCACACCGGAGUCAAGCCCAACCACUGCACCAUAUGUGACAUGUGGUUCACCCAGCCGAAAGAGCUGAAGGCACACCUCAAAGAGAUCCAUUCCAUUGAGGAUAAGUUAAACGACGAACUGGUCAUUACCGACUCUGCUGCAACCGCUGCUCUCACCAUAGCAGCACAGAACAUGGAGGGAGCCGAAACUGUCCUGUUGGAAGACGGCAUUCAGGUUGAACACGUCACAGUGGAGCCUGUAGAUGUGAUGGAGAUGGAAGAGACUGCCACGGUUGUAAUGGAGGAUGGAGGGGUGGCGGAGAUGUGUGAGGAGGACAUGGAAAGAUUAAAACAGGCUGGAGUGCAGAUCCAGGUUGUACACGUGACCACAACUGAAGUUGACGGGCAGCACGUGGUGAACUCUCAGGUGGAAGUACAGAUGGAGGGAGAGAUGGUGAAUGUUGAGGAAGCAGAACAUGCAGCGGUUGUAUGAGAAUGUGAAAAAGAAUCUUUAAUGAACUGCUGGACACUCUUAGUCCCUAACAGCUUUAUUCUCCUGCAAUGGACAUUUUAUUUUUGGUACACAUCUCUGCAUGUGAGAAGCCGCAUGUCACCUCAGUACUUCCUGAUGUCUGUUACAUUGAAUGUCAGUUCCCACCGCCUUCACUGCUAUGGACAGAGUUAUCAUUGUCUUGCUGUAGGAGCUGUUUGCCAUCGUAUGCCAUAUUCUCGAUGUCGGCAGUCCUUCAUCAAUUCAUUUUUGUGUUUUUCUUCAAAUGUUUUGUUUUUUGAACUUGGGUCACUUUCUAUGAUAAAUUGACACAGAUGUUGCUGCAGCUCAUAUGCUGCAGAUUCCUCUUGUUGUUAAUAAUGAUGUUUAUUUUAUUAACUUUCGGUGGUUUGUAGGGGGAAAAUCAGCUAUGAAAUAAAACUGGUUUCAAGAGUGGGCUAGUUCUCGAUCUUUAUACUUAGAUCUUGAAGAUUAAAAAAUUAACACUGUUUAUAAAAACAAAAACAAAA
Messenger RNA from Pelmatolapia mariae (spotted tilapia), 2367 nucleotides. RefSeq names its product zinc finger protein 131 (gene zbtb35). Bases 95 to 1840 code for a protein of 581 amino acids. Gene Ontology annotation, biological process: regulation of transcription by RNA polymerase II. Gene Ontology annotation, cellular component: nucleus; nucleoplasm. The transcript has 9 exons. The record is from RefSeq and is a predicted model, not a curated record. NCBI's taxonomy places the organism in Eukaryota, Metazoa, Chordata, Actinopteri, Cichliformes, Cichlidae. Gene Ontology annotation, molecular function: RNA polymerase II cis-regulatory region sequence-specific DNA binding; DNA-binding transcription repressor activity, RNA polymerase II-specific; protein binding.